This is a messenger RNA of Nasonia vitripennis (jewel wasp), 2792 nucleotides long. Its product is annotated as choline transporter-like protein 2. Gene Ontology annotation, biological process: transmembrane transport. NCBI's taxonomy places the organism in Eukaryota, Metazoa, Arthropoda, Insecta, Hymenoptera, Pteromalidae. Gene Ontology annotation, cellular component: membrane. The transcript is spliced from 7 exons. The record is from RefSeq and is a predicted model, not a curated record. Gene Ontology annotation, molecular function: transmembrane transporter activity. The coding region runs from base 828 to 1559 and encodes 243 amino acids.
GAAGUUCCAAUAUCAACAAAAAAAUAAGUUGAGCGAAGGAGACACGCAUUCUUCGUAAACAAAGCACGAAAUCUAUGAUAAGCAGAGAAAAGGAGAGGUGGUAUGCGGUUGGGGGAGAAAGAGACGGGGUAGGUUUUUCCUACUUCCGACUUCCAUAAAAGCUGUAUAUUGUGUGUAGAUUCACUCUUGGAGGGGUAAAAUCUAUACCAGCUCGUUGUAAACCAAGCCCGCCACGUGGUAACUGGGGGAGACUUGUAUCGUUAGUGACGCACAGUUCACGCUAACAGUCAGAGCGUAUGCAGCGACCAGUGAAGAUAUACGCCUUGGCCUUUUACUAUCAUAUGAUACGACUCGAUUUUUGGAAAACUUAUUUAAGAAGUAUUAUUUGACAGUGAGACUAUUGUUGAUCACAAUGGCGAAUAACGUGACAAGCUACGAAGGAGUUAGUCAUGAAGCAAUGCUGCCAAGGGCAUUUCAGAGAGACCGAUGCAGGACUGACGUUUUUUAUCCCUACGUUUUUGGACUACUCUUUCUUAUAUUCAUAGGAAUAUCCAUUUAUGCUUAUGUUGAAUACGACGGACGUGAUUUUAUAACAUCAAUAAAAUAUUGGAGAUUUUAAAGAGAUUUUACUGAUAUUACUGGUUGUUCGUCAAUGUAUGCUCCAUUACUUUAUCUACUAUUUUUUGUUUUUUCUUAACCUUGCUACGCUGGGCACCAAAAGUUUUAAUUUACUUAGCGAGCAUUAUUAUAUAUCAACAUAAUUGCUGUAGUUCUACUUUGGAACUUUUUUACUUUCUGGUAGACUAAAACCGUAUCCCGAAAGUACAAUGCUUCAAUUAUCGGUGGGUGAACAUCGUCCAGUAAUGCAAUAUACUGAUUUCUGGAGUUUUUUCGUAGUUCCAGUAUUAAGUCUGAUUAUACUAAUUCCAACGGCAAUUUGCCUUCAAAAAGAAGGUGUAAAAGUUUUUUCGGAAAUUUUGAAAAAAUCUUGCAGCGCCCUGGCUUGCUUUUACUCUAUUCGGCAUUUUAUCAUGUUUAUUUUAUGCUACUGCGUGGCAGUAGUAGUGGAGAUACUUAUAUUACUAUUUAAGCUGUCAAUGGAUUAUCGACAAAACCUUCAAGGCACUUUGUUAUAUGCAUGUAUUUUUAUUGGAAAAUUUUACAUAUAUUCAUUUUUAUACCAUUUUGGUGUGGCAGUAAUGUCAAACACAACUGCAUCUUGGCACUAUAGCCAAGAUAACGAAGAAAUUUCCUCAAAAUCAGUAUGGAAAAGUAUCAAAAUAGUCUGCAGAUUUCAUCUUGGAAGAGUAGCUUUUGGAGCCUCUGUAAUUCCACCUUACUUUUUAGCCAUAUAUUCACCAUGUAGGCAUACCGCUACUAAACGAAGCGGCAAUACUGUAGUUGCACAAAUCUUCAAAUUAGUUUCAAUAUCGGAAAUAACUAAUUUUGCCGUGAUUCAAAUUUCUGUUCAUGGUUAUAAUUUUGUCAAAUCAACAAAGAGAUUAUUUGAUUUAAUGGUAAAAAACUAUUCAAUCAAUGGUAGUAAUCAAGCUGUUUGAGCUCGUUUUGACUAGGAUGGUUUUUACAUCCAUUAAAUUUUCUGCGUUAUUAAUUACUGCAUCUGGAAUGACUGAAAGAUACUCGAACAGAGUGAUGGAUAUAAACAUGGUUUACAACUAUGAAAUGAUUAUUAUAAAAAUAGCUGAAACAUUAUCACUACCUGUUAUUAUGAUAGUAGAAACUGCAGUUAAGACAACUCUCAUUUAUAUAUUAGAAAAACAAGAACUCACGGAGAAGAGCACAGAAAUGAAUACAUUUCAACCCACUGCACCACAAAAUGAAAACGCUGUCUAGAAGUAUGUCUUAUUGGAAAGAUAUAACUAUUUAUACCAAAAACUUUUUCUCCAGUUUAUUUAUAAGGAUAGCUUUGAUUUAAUAAUGUUUCAUGUGAUUAUAUUAAUCAUAUUGAGAUUGUUCAAUAAUAUUAUUAUAUAUGAUCUAGCUAUGUUAGAGAUAUUUACAAAUAUUUAUGUACUAAAAUUAAAAUAUUAUAUGUAUAAUUUAAGCUACACCUCGUUACGCUCGGGUGCUAAUACACGCCGUGCUGUAAUGGACUAUAUUUAUGCUACUUGUAUCGUAAUAUACUUUUUUUUUGCUGAGAUCAUGAAGAAGAUAAACAUGAAUCAGCGCUGGUAAAUUCACCGAGUAAAAGUCAAAGUAAGACCGAUGUUGCUUACCUUUAUUUUUUGCCAUGUUUAGUGGAAUAACUUUAAUUAUAAAUGCAUACAGUAACUAUUAAGAGUUUAUGCAUAGUUAUAAGAAUAGUUCGUAGUUCAUUGAAAAUUGAUGUAUAUAUCUAUUUUUUAGGAUCCUCUACAUCAAGUAUUCAGUACAACGAUGAAUCGAUUUACAAUUCUUAGUUGAAUUUUUCAAAAACUAUAACAUAGGAUUUAUACAUAACACCUGCUGCAGGACCAAUCCUUGCUACGUUUUACUUGAUCUUUUUUUACCUUCUCUGGGAUUAUUACGCUGGGCUCCAAAAACUUUAAUUUAUAUUCUUUUCCAUCAUCAUUAUUCCUCCGUUAUUUAUAAUUUUAUAUUUGGUUAGUGAACAAUUUUGGAAGACUUCAGGAUAUCAGAAGUCUCAAGUGUUAUUUAGCAUAAUAUAUUUAAUAAAACAAAUUCCAGCAGCAAUAUGUGUUAAAAAAGAUGGAAUCAAAGCUAUUGAUGAUGUUGUAGAUAAAGCAUGCAGAUAACAUGACAACAAAAAUAUAUGUUAUUUACUUGUUAAA